Messenger RNA from Nerophis lumbriciformis (worm pipefish), 978 nucleotides. NCBI's taxonomy places the organism in Eukaryota, Metazoa, Chordata, Actinopteri, Syngnathiformes, Syngnathidae. The record is from RefSeq and is a predicted model, not a curated record.
AUGCUGCCCUGGAAGAGGAAUAAGUUUGUUUUGGUGGAGGAUGAGAAUAAAAUGAAAGCCAAAAGUCUUGGAAAUGGACUGACCUAUCACUCCAUCCUCUCCUCUUUGCUACGAUCCUGUCCUGACCUGCUGCCCGAAUGCCCCUUCGACUGGGUGGGAAACAUCUUCCAUAGCAAACGACAGAAAGUGGAAUUAAACAGAGAGGAGCCGGUUUACAAUGUGCGCUAUCUGGGAAGCGUGGUCACCAUCACAGCUAAGGGGGAAGGAUGCACCCAGGAAGCGGUUGCCAAGAUUUGGGCAAAAAGCAGCUACGGGGAGCAGAGCGUCAAAAUGAGGUUGACCGUGGGACCGCAAGGCAUCCGCAUGAGUGCGUACAAAUCAGGGGAAAAAAGUCCAAUUCAUCUGUACUCUCUAAGCAGGAUCACCUACUGUUCGGCGGACCCGUGUCGGCCCAAGAUCUUGGCCUGGAUCUACAGGCACCAGAUUAAAAACAUGGCCAUCGUCCUUCGUUGUCAUGCUGUCUUGGUGAGCAAGCCGGAAAAGGCCCAAGCUAUCGCGCAAAGCCUCUACCAGCACGCCACCUCUGCCUUCAGUGAGUUUAAACGACUUAAGCGGCAGAGUGACUUCCGGCACUGCCAGCAGCAGCUCCUGGGGGAGGAGGCGGUACCCCUCAUGCCCCUCAGGAGACUGCUAAACGGCCAGUGCCACUACAGGUCAACCGCCGACACCCCUGGGAGCGCGACUCGUCUCUGCUCCAUCACAGAAGAAGAGGAGGAUGACGAAAACGGCAAUAAUGAGAAACCACCCUCAGAAACGGAGCCCAAAAGGAAGAAGAAGGUUUUAACGACAAAUACAGACCCAACUCAAUUACUUUCCCAGUUGGACCUCGGGGAUAUCGCUGGACUGGAGCAGUGCCAAAUCAACUUUAUCAGUGAACACAAUAACAACACCUUCACAUUUAUAACCUCGCUGGUGUGA